AGAUGGUCAACUUUGUUUGAGUUCUAGAAGCGUCUAAUCUGUUACAUAAAGACUCUAUCUACCUAUCUAUCUAUCUAGGGUUUUAAUCUUCAUUCAUUUCUACGAAAGGCAACAACUUCUCCAGAUUCUCCACUACAUGGCCACUUCUCAGCUAACCGCUUCUACAAUUUCGGCUAAGAAUUUGCCGCAAUUUGAAGGCCUAAGGCUUAGUGCCGUAAAGGUCUCUCCCCUGAGACAACAGAGUGUCGCUUUUAGGUGUUUCAGAGGAUUAGUUACUAGAGCCGCCACAACUGUCGCGCCAAAGUACACGACAUUAAAGCCAUUGGGUGAUAGAGUGUUGGUGAAGAUCAAGACUGCUGAGGAAAAAACAGUGGGAGGCAUCUUGUUGCCCACUUCUGCUCAGACGAAACCUCAAGGAGGUGAAGUAGUUGCUGUGGGCGAUGGUAGGACCAUUGGAAAGAACAAGGUCGACAUUGAUGUCAAGACUGGGGCUCAGGUUGUAUAUUCAAAAUAUGCUGGGACUGAAGUGGAAUUUAAUGGCGUUAACCAUCUCUUGCUUAAGGAAGAUGACAUUGUUGGGAUUCUCGAUACAGAAGAUGUCAAGGAAUUGAAACCAUUGAAUGACAGAGUGCUGAUCAAGAUUGCAGAGGCCGAACAGAAAACUGCUGGAGGAUUGUUACUGACCGACGCCACAAAGGAGAAACCAUCAAUUGGAACGGUAAGAGAAACAUAAAGACAGACCAAUUGACAGAUUUUAGAAUAGAGAACUGAUGAUGUAAAACCUUUGACGCCACAGGUUAUUGCGGUUGGACCUGGUCCCUUAGACGAGGAAGGGAAAAGGAAGCCAUUGUCUAUCACUCCUGGGAGUAGUGUUUUGUAUUCCAAGUAUGCAGGGAAUGAAUUCAAAGGGGUGGAUGGUUCUGAUUAUAUAGCACUUAGAGCAUCUGAUGUUAUUGCUGUUCUUAACUAGUUUUGUAUUCCAUAUUAUUGAUGAUAAUUAAGCAUCAAAUCAAACCCUAGAAUGAUUGUAACAAUUUUGCACCACUCUUCUUUACUGUGAGGACAUCAAUGGUCUAAAAAGCUUACAACGAUAUCUAUUAUCACA
Messenger RNA from Impatiens glandulifera, 1105 nucleotides. Its product is annotated as 20 kDa chaperonin, chloroplastic-like. The transcript has 5 exons. NCBI's taxonomy places the organism in Eukaryota, Viridiplantae, Streptophyta, Magnoliopsida, Ericales, Balsaminaceae. The coding region runs from base 137 to 733 and encodes 198 amino acids. The record is from RefSeq and is a predicted model, not a curated record. Gene Ontology annotation, cellular component: mitochondrial matrix; plastid. Gene Ontology annotation, molecular function: protein-folding chaperone binding; metal ion binding; ATP binding.